Molecule: messenger RNA, 198 nt
Organism: Colletotrichum higginsianum IMI 349063
Lineage: Eukaryota; Fungi; Ascomycota; Sordariomycetes; Glomerellales; Glomerellaceae
Exons: 2
Coding region: 1-198 (65 amino acids)
Source: RefSeq, a predicted model, not a curated record
AUGUUAGCGAUAUCUCACCCCUGUGCUUCCAUGGUUUUCCCCUUGGGUUUGGAACAGCAAAGUCUCGGUGGUGGUGACAGUCGACAGGGUGGGAUGGGGGCGACAGCGCAGCAAGCCGUCCCGUGUGGCCUCGCUGGCCAUUGUAAGCUUGCUGUUCAAGCGGCCGUGGUUAUUGCCUAUAAACGGAACAUGGCUUAA